Messenger RNA from Perognathus longimembris pacificus (Pacific pocket mouse), 579 nucleotides. RefSeq names its product interleukin 1 receptor antagonist (gene Il1rn). NCBI's taxonomy places the organism in Eukaryota, Metazoa, Chordata, Mammalia, Rodentia, Heteromyidae. Gene Ontology annotation, biological process: inflammatory response to antigenic stimulus; negative regulation of interleukin-1-mediated signaling pathway. The coding region runs from base 42 to 578 and encodes 178 amino acids. The transcript is spliced from 4 exons. Gene Ontology annotation, molecular function: interleukin-1 receptor antagonist activity; interleukin-1 receptor binding; cytokine activity. The record is from RefSeq and is a predicted model, not a curated record.
GGCUGAAAUGGCACUGUCCGCUGCCUUGCUGUGUUCACAGGAUGGAUGUCUGCAGGGGUCCUUACAGCCAUAUAAUCUCUCUUCUUCUCCUCCUCCUGUUCCCUUCAGAGGCAGCCUGCCGCCCCUCGGGGAGAAGACCCUGCAAGAUGCAAGCCUUCAGAAUUUGGGAUGUUAACCAGAAGACCUUCUACAUGAGGAAUAACCAACUAGUUGCUGGGUACUUGCAAGGGCUAAAUACUAAAUUAGAAGAAAAGAUAGAUGUGGUGCCCAUCGACGCCCAUGCAGUGUUCUUGGGGCUCCACGGGGGCAAGCUGUGCCUGUCCUGUGUCCAGGCUGGUGACAACACCAGGCUCCAGUUGGAGGCAGUUAACAUCACUGACCUGAGCAAGAACAGGGAGCAGGACAGACGCUUCACCUUCAUCCGUUCAGACAGUGGCCCUACGACCACCUUCGAGUCCGCUGCCUACCCAGGCUGGUUCCUCUGCACAGCCCUGGAGGCCGACCAGCCCGUCGGCCUCACCAACACACCGGAAGAGGCCGUCAUGGUCACCAAGUUCUACUUCCAGGAGGACCAGUAGC